AUGCCUCAUUACGACGAGAGUUUUAUUCAUGAUGAUAAUUUAAAUCAAAGGCGUAAUAAACGCAGUUAUCGAGUAUACAAAAACGGUGCAAAUCCUAUUAUCUUAAGUCAAUCCAAUGCUGUAAAACCUUUUGAAGUUAAAGGCGAUUUAAAGCAUAUAAGAAAUCGAAAAAAUCGCGGUAAUCGUUAUAAGUUUGAGAAAUCUCCUAUACAAGAAGGCAAUUAUAUUCAAUAUAAAACACCAGAUAUACUGAUUCAUUGUCCAAGCAUAAGUGUCUUCGAUCCAAGUAAGUUAAAUGACAUAAGAAAUAAUAAUAUCGUUACGUUGACGCCUUGUAAAAGCUUCGACAAUUUGACAUUGAAACAGACAAAAAAGGACAAGUCGUUUAAUGAAACUCUACGAAACGGAAUAAGCUUACAAAAUUUAUCGCGCGAUGAUAGUCUGAAGCAUUAUAUAUCACCAUUAGAAGAAAAAUGUCCUCUGAGAAAAGGCGAUGUGAGAAAUUCUUAUUCAAUUGAAGAAGCUCGUCGAAAACCUGCUCAUAGAAAGUAUUCAAGGGGUACAGCUGCACCUGGAGUUGGUGUUUAUCGAAAAAUCAACGGAGAUGUUGACAGGAGUGCUAAAGAAAACGAAGCGUGUGCUGAAGGCGGUUCAGGUCAUCGGGGGUCCUUGCGUGGCGCCAAUAAGUUAGCUCGGCGCGCGCGCUCUUUCAAGGACGACCUAUUAGAGCGUAUAUCCAAUAUGCGUUCGCCCGCGCAGGCGCCGCAUCCGCCACAUCUCUCGAAUAUCAGAUCACAUUCUCCGCUCAGUCCAAAACUUCGGAAUAUGGGGAAGGCGAAUACACCGCAAGACAAUGAAACAACUCCCGCCAAAGAACUCGAACGGCUAGUCAAAGAGGUCAGAUUCGGCUUGAAGCACUUCUCCGAUGUCAUCACUAAGAGGAAAUUGGAGAUGUUGCCGGAUAACGGCACGAUAGUGUUUGAAUCGAUCGCAAACAUACAUAAGGCAAUAAAACCGUACUGCGGUCGAUCGCCGUCCCUCAUGAGUGCUGUGAAGCGAUUAUGCACUGCACUGGCCAUGCUAAUCCGUCUUUGUGAUGAAGUCGCGGUCGCCAGUCUUCGAUCAAACGCUGACGACUCAGAAACAGAGAUUUCCACCGCAGCCUUGUCUCCGGAGAAUGUUAAUUCUGUGGUAAAAGGACUUAAGUUGGCGGUAGAAGAAGUGGCGAGUCUUGCGCAACAGUAUAUGGCAAGGCCGGCAUUAUCGCCCCGUCCGGCGGUUGUUUCUCCGCGGGCAUCGACGCAGAGGAAUUCUUUGCCUGAUAUACCGUUAACGCCCAAAGAGAGAUCUCUACUCACGGGAGAGCCAGGGACGGAAAAUAGCGGCGUACGCGCAUCACAUUCAUCAGAGUCGAUACUGGAUGCUCCAGACACACCCCCACCCAAACCGGCAAGACCUAACCGGAAAAUCGAGUUGGCCCCACCGUUGCCGCCUAAGCGCAAGUCGGCUAACGACAACUCUCUGUUAGGAGUUUCGAUUGACAGUUUAUCAAUGCAAUCACAUAGUAGCGGCUCUCAAGAUUCGAUGUUGAACGUCUCAAAUGACGAAGAGAGGAAUACUCAUGAUUCAAUGAAUCAUGUGUUUAUAACUCAACCCAGUACAGAUUUAGUCAGUAUAUGUAAUUGUAACAAUUUAAAUGAAAUGAGGACUUCGGUGGAGUCACACGAAUCCCAUAUGAGUAAUGCUCACUCCCAUAAUCGAUUCUCGAACGAGUCCGGCUUUGUGUCUGUGGGCCACUCAGAGAUGUCAACAGAACACAGCUUCACGUCCACCUUUUCGUCACAUCACUAUUCUAGUCACACGGACAGUACUUUUGAAAGUACAGAGUAUGUGAGCGGAAUGAAGUGCACAGUGCAAAAUGAGACCCGCAUGAAUAUAAUCAGUAUGAACAGUGUAACAUCACAUAAUACAAAGUUGGAGAGCAUAACGUCAGACGAGGGCGAGACGCCGCCAGAGUUGCCGGUGAAGACGCGUCGUAACAUUCGCGCUGAUGUGCAACAACACUUCCCAAAUGUUGAAAUCAGAAAAAGUCCGCCAUUUUCGCUUCAUGACGCAAGACCGCACACGUUAGCCGAACAUAACCACCAGCGACCGCCACCAUUACCGCUCAAGAAGAAACACAUGUUUCAAAGCGUCGCCUACAGUGUUAUGGCGUAUAUGGAGAUGUUUGGUAACUGCAGUCACACGAUGAACGCCCAUCCCCAGUUAAAUCCGGAGGCGCCACCUGAUAUGGCAUUCAGGCAUUCUAUACACACAUAUAAUUUGUCCAGCGCUCAACACAGCAGUACGGGCACCCUGAGCAUAGGUCACCAUCAAGUUCAACGAUCUUUGGCCUCAUCAAUAACGGUUCAGCAUUUGAGUACACCGCCACUCAGUGGGUCUGAAGACAGCGUUAGUAUGAUAACAUCGAAUAGAACGAGUCCACUGCCGAUAGAGCCGCCGGCGCUACCUCCAAAGAUGAACAAAAACAAACAGGUUUCGAUUACCUCAAGUAACGAAUUAUUGCCUCCGCCAUCGCCGCGACCUUCCUCACACAACAGUAGUUGUUCUGCAGAUGAAUCUAUGCUCAAUAAUGUGAGUACUGAAGAGAUGUAUGUGAGCGUAUCAUCGCCAGGCAAGUUUCCACUUGAUGAGGAUGAGAUUGAUCGACUCGAGUCGCGAGCACCUUCGCCUGUACCCUCACAGCGAAGUGAAAGCAGCACAGAGCCUACUCAAACUGAAACUGAAAAAUCUCCAGUCGUACCAGAUUCGGAAGAUAUAGUCCUCCAAACGGAUGUCAGUACGUGGCUCUUACUCAAAGGCCCGACGAAGGAGGGCGUUGAUGUAAGAGGUGGGCACCCAGAUGCCCUUAUAGUGCUCGCCACUAAGGCUACCAAAGACUUCGCGUACCAGGAAGCGUUCCUGGCAACGUACCGUACGUUCCUGGCACCGCACGAGCUCGUCUCGCGAUUGGUGCGUCGGGCACGUCACUUCAGACCGCGUCCGCACGAACUAAGAUCCACACUCGGUCUGCUUACUAGAGUUAUUGCUGACCUCACAAUGUCAGAUCUGGAUAGGUCGUUGAUGCAACAAAUUAUGGAAUUUAUAUAUUGGCUUGUUGAGGCUGAAGAACUGCCUAUUUCUAAAGCUUUACGUCAGAUUCUGGUUGAUAAACAGAAACAACUGCAUUUCCAAAAUACAAACAACAGAUUCGAAUAUGAUCCAUGCUAUGGAACAGUUUCCCUCCGACGGGACACAUUAUUGGACUUUAAGGCAUCUGAAUUGGCCGAACAAAUGACAGUACUAGACGCGGCUUUAUUCGUUCGAAUAACGACAGCGGAACUUCUCUCGUGGCCAAGAGAUCAGUCGGAAGAGAAGUCACCGAACCUUACGCGUUUCACGGAGCACUUUAAUAAGAUGAGUUUCUGGGCGCGAUCGAGGAUUUUAGAGCAGGAUGAAGCACGCGAACGCGAGAAGUACGCGAGUAAAUUCCUCAAAGUUAUGAAGGCCUUACGUAAAAUGAACAACUUUAACUCCUACCUGGCUCUCGUAUCGGCGUUAGACUGCCCUCCAGUUAGAAGAUUGGGGUGGGCCAGAGCUAUAGAAGACGCCUUGACCGAUCACUGUACUUUGAUUGAUUCAUCCAUGUCCUUCCGCGCGUAUAGACAGGCGCUGAACGAGACGCAACCACCCUGUAUACCUUACAUAGGCCUCUUCCUGCAGGACCUAACAUUUGUACAUGUGGGAAAUCAAGAUUUAUUACCCGAUGGCAGCAUCAACUUCACAAAACGAUGGCAACAAUACCACAUUAUGGAGAAUAUGAAGCGGUUCCAUAAAGAACAAUACAAAAUUAAGAAGAACGAUCGCAUUCAAGCAAUGUUCAACGAGUUCGACGAUGUCCUAAGCGAAGAGACGAUGUGGCAAAUAUCUGAAAGCAUCAAACCUAGAGGCGGGCGCGCUCGUAAUGCUUCUGCGCCUUCGCCGCCUGCGCAUGCAGCUACUGCCGCGACAUAA
Molecule: messenger RNA, 4053 nt
Organism: Pieris macdunnoughi
Lineage: Eukaryota; Metazoa; Arthropoda; Insecta; Lepidoptera; Pieridae
Source: the annotation of a GenBank genome assembly